GACGUCAGGAGAGCUUGCGGUAGAAGAAAAAAACUCACCGGGAAUUAAGAAUCAGUGAAGUACCAAUAUGAAGUCUCCGAGCCUGACUUGUUCCUGUAAAAUAGUUUUUCUCAGCUUAAUCAUUUGCUGCAUUUGUCAUGUGAAUGGAGAUUACUGCAAGUUGAACCUGUGUCAUAACGGAGGGACGUGUGUCACUGGCAUCGGACAAGAUCUCUUCUUCUGCAUCUGUGCUGAGGGAUUUGUUGGAGAUACCUGCAAUGCCACAGAGAGCGGUCCGUGUAACCCAAACCCGUGUAAAAACGAUGGCACGUGUGAGGUGAUUACUAACUCUAGAAGAGGAGACAUUUUUACCGAGUAUGUGUGCAAAUGCCAACCUGGGUUCGAGGGUGUGCACUGCCAGAUCAAUGUGGAUGACUGUGCAAACCAGCCUUGUAAAAAUGAAGGCCUCUGUCAUGAUCUGGAUGGAGACUACACCUGCCAGUGCCCUUCUCCAUAUGUUGGAAAGCAAUGCCAGCUCCGCUGUACAUCUCUAUUGGGAAUGGAGGAAGGGGGAAUUAGAGAGUCCCAGAUCUCUGCUUCCUCUGUUCACUCUGGUAUUCUAGGGCUUCAGCACUGGGGACCUGAGCUUGCCCGCCUCAACAACCAGGGCACUGUCAAUGCCUGGAGCUCCGCACCUCAAGACAGAAACCCCUGGAUUGAGAUUGAUAUGCAGAAAAAGAUGCGUCUCACUGGAAUCAUCACCCAAGGAGCCAGUCGAAUGGGGAUGGCUGAGUUUGUCAAGGCUUUCAAGGUGGCAUCCAGCUUCGAUGGCAAAAUCUACACAAUGUACAGAGCAGAUGGCCAAAGAAAAGACAGAGUGUUUGUGGGUAAUACAGAUAAUGAUGGAAGCACGAAAAAUACAUUUGCCCCUCCCAUUGUGGCCCAGUAUAUUCGCGUCAUUCCUGUGGUGUGCCUUAAAGCAUGUACUCUCCGGAUGGAACUUGUGGGCUGUGAGCUAAAUGUGCACUCCAGCGCAAUUGGUUGCACCGAUCCACUGGGCAUGAAGUCACGUCUCAUCACUGACGGACAGCUUUCAGCAUCUAGUGCUUACCGCACCUGGGGUAUAGAUGCCUUUACCUGGCACCCCCACUAUGCUCGCCUGGACAAACAAGGCAAGACUAAUGCUUGGACAGCGGCUAGCAACAACCGCUCAGAGUGGUUCCAGCUGGAUUUGGAGGAACCUAAAAGGAUCACUGGCAUUAUCACUCAGGGAGCAAAAGACUUUGGAGUUGUGCAGUUUGUGUCGGCAUUUAAGAUCGCGUACAGUGAUGAUGGGCAGUCAUGGAGCAUUGUGAAGGAUCAAAUAACGAGUACAGAUAAGAUUUUCCAAGGCAACAUUGACAACAACACACACAAAAAGAACUUGUUUGAGUCAUCCUUCUUUGCCCGAUUUGUGCGGUUUCUUCCCUGGGAGUGGCAUGAGCGGAUCACUCUUCGCAUGGAGCUGCUGGGCUGUGAUGAUUAGGGACCCUGCUGAAGGCUGCACUCUAGGUUUACAUGAAGUGGGUUGUAAAAUGGGGAUUUUUGUCAUUAUACAUGAGCUUCAUUUGUAUUGCUCAGUGUUUAAUUUUGGUUUGAUCUUGAGGUACUUUUAUAUAAAUGACAACAAAUGAAGUGAUCUAAUUUUAUAAGCUUUAUGGCACAAUGUUCAAAUUAACAUAGGACUACAUUUUAGUAAUUGUGUCCAGCUCUCUGAAUUGUGUUAAUAAUAAUAUUGUCAUUAUAUUUUGUCAUGAUCAUUUGUAAUUGUAAUGAUAAGAAGACAAUGAUAUUAUAAAACCAUCAUGUAUGUAAAAAUCAAAAAAUAUUUCAAAAGCAAAAACAAGACUUAUUUAAAAGUUUUUCAAUAUUUUAAAGGGAUAGUUUGCCCCAAAAUAAAAUUCUCUUAUUUAACUCACCCUCAUGCCAUCCCAGGUGUGUAUGACAUUUGUUUUUUCGAUUUUUAAAAGAACAUCUCAGUUUUGUUGGUCCAUACAAUGCAAGUGAAUGGUGGCCAGAACUUUGAAGGUCCAAAGAGCACAUAAAGGCAGCAUAAAAACAAUAUUUAAGACUCCAGCAAAGCCUUUCUAGCAAGUCAGUCAACUGUCUGCCAUCUUUGGAACAGUUUAGACAGUGUACCUCCUAUAUACAUGAUUGGGGAAAUACAGAAAUCUCAUAAACAGUUAGUCAAGAUUACGAUCAAAUAACAUAUUUCAAAUCAGCAAAUCAAUAAAAUCUGACAACAGUAAUAUUUCUACAACCGUUUACCGUUGGGUGUUCCAAUUUCUCCCAUUCAUUUAAAUAGAAGUGGCCCAACUUUGCUAAAUAGAAUCUGACUCCAGUGGUCAAAUCCAUGUCUUCAGAAGUGAUAUGAUAGUUGUGGGUGAGAAACAGAUCAAUAUAUUAGACCAUAUUUACUAUAAAUUCUCAUCCCUGACCAGUAGAUGGCAAUAUGCAUGAAGAAUGUGAAUCUCCAAAAACAAAAGAAGAAGAAUAUAGAAGUGAAAAUGAAAGCGGAGACUUCUAGUAAAAAAAGGACUUAAAUAUUGAUCUUUUUCUCACUCACACAUAUCAUAUAUCUUCUGAAUACAUAGAUGUAAUCACUGGAGUCUUUUGGAUUACAUUUAUGCUGCCUUUAUGUGCUUUUUGGACCUUAAAAGAACUGGUCACCAUUCACAUGCAUUGAAAGGACUUACAGAGCUGAAAUAGUCUACUAAAAAUGUUUGUUUGUGUUCAGCAGAAGAAUAAAAGUCAUACACAUCUGGUAUGCAUGAGGGUGAGUAAAUGAUGAGAACAUUUUCAUUUUGGGUGAACUGUUCUUUUAAUGCUUCAUUAAAUGUUAAUCUCACAAUCACUGACCAUUGCUAUAUUUCAAAAUGAAUGAAUACCAUGAAACUCAUAAAUAUAUUUUACUGUCAACAAGGUAAGCAAAACCUUUCCAUGAAGCAACACAACAUUUCAACCUGACUUAAAUAAUGCACACUUCUCUGGGUGUCCACUAUUUGACCUUAUUUAGCCUUCUAGCACGUGUGCAGCACUGAUUCAUAAUCCAAAAAAUGUAAACUCUAAAGAAUGUGGGUAAUAGAUUAAGCAACAUUGUUUUACUCCUUUUGUUUUUCUUUUUUCCUGAAAAAAAGUAUAAGUCUAAAAAUGUUUUCUGCAACAUUCCUUACUGUCUGAGGUACAUGUAUAUACAUGGUCCCUCAGUUAACUACAAGGUAAACUAGAACAGUAUGUGGUAAAGUUUAAUUGACUAGUUUGCACUACAGCCACUCCAUGUCAUACAUUUGUAUUUUAGUCUUUGUAAACAACCAAGUUUGAAUAGAAAUUGACAAUUGUGCAAAUAUUGAGUAUUUUUAUGCUUUGCAAAACUAAAGUUGUUAACAAUGUCAUUAAUAAACAAGUUUCAUGAUUGCCGCUUCUUGCAUUUGACUUGCAUUUGAAAUUAAGAAAGUCAGAGAUGCGAGAAAGGUGCAUGCGAGACAAGCGAGUCGAUCGGUUACACAGUCUGUUAAAAUCUUUUCAGAAAAACCAGACAGAGGGAAUUUGGACCCGUAUUUAUUGGCAGGAAGAAAUUAGAGAUUCUUAGAGCUAACCAGAGAAUUUCUUAAUUAGUUUUCUUUUAGUUGUACUUAGUUGUUCAUGCAUAUGUAACUUCAUUGAGGCUUCUCAAAGAGUAUCUUUUUAUUGUUAGAAUUAAAAUACAAAUGUGAACAUCUCUAAAUUGGUCAAAACACAGAAAAAGAAUGUCCAUGACAUUCUUCUUAGCAAAUAUAUUAUUAUACAAAUGACACCCUACCACUCAGACCCAUGCAGUUUACACCACUUACUGGCAUUCCUGCCUGGCCUUUUAUCUUCUCUCUUCUUGUUAAGGUAUGUUGGCAACAAAUGGAUCAGAUUAUUCUAUAUAUAAUGUAAACUUUUCAUUUGUUUUUCAUUAUCUAUUUGAC
Messenger RNA from Xyrauchen texanus (razorback sucker), 3968 nucleotides. RefSeq names its product lactadherin-like. The record is from RefSeq and is a predicted model, not a curated record. Gene Ontology annotation, molecular function: calcium ion binding. The coding region runs from base 68 to 1504 and encodes 478 amino acids. The transcript has 10 exons. Lineage: Eukaryota; Metazoa; Chordata; Actinopteri; Cypriniformes; Catostomidae.